ACCUCGCCUUCGCCAACUCCAUUUCCAUCUCCAUCUAUCCAUCCAUCCAUCUAUCUAUCUAUCUAUCUAUCUAUCAACCUGAUCAAAAUGCCUCCCAAGAAAGAACCUGCCGCCCCCCUCCCCCCUCAGCUGCCUGGUGUCGAAGAGCCCGUUGCCGCCGACAUUGGUGGCCCCUCCCCCUUGACCAGCCAGUCCUCUGUCGCCCCCCCUCCCAGCCAGGAAUGUGCGCGUGUGCCAGGCGCCUCCUCCGCCAACGAGGAGGCGGACCUUCUUGAAAGGCUGGAAAGCAUCAUGCGCAAGAAAGAAGAUGUAGAAAAUAGAAUGGCCGCCUGCAGAGAGAGAGCAAAAGCUGCCAAGGAAGAAUUCAAGAAACAUGAGGAGAAUAUAGCUGCUAUGGAUGAGCGGUUGGAAACUUUGUACGCGGAAUCCCGGCGAAUUGACUCUUGCCUCAAGAACGGGUGUUGA
Aspergillus steynii IBT 23096 is the source of this 465-nucleotide messenger RNA. RefSeq lists its product as uncharacterized. The transcript has 5 exons. The record is from RefSeq and is a predicted model, not a curated record. NCBI's taxonomy places the organism in Eukaryota, Fungi, Ascomycota, Eurotiomycetes, Eurotiales, Aspergillaceae. Bases 88 to 465 code for a protein of 125 amino acids.